AAUAUUAUAUCUAUCAACAUUAUUCAAGCAAUAUGGCUAUUUUGUGCUCUUUUAAUCCAAUAAAUGUAAAUAAAUAUAAAAUAACCGUUUUUUACUUCUAAAACAAUUUCGCCGAAUAACUCAUUAAUAUUUAAGAAUCUCGAAAUAACCACAAAUAGAAUGGAUGGGUGAAAACAAUCAAAAUAAAAACAAUGUGAUAAAAAUAUUUAAUGCUUAUUUUAAUCGUCGCAUUUUUGUUAGACGUACACAAUCUAAUAUAAAAAAAAUAGUUGAAUAAAUAAUUUGGUUAUUUUCCAGACUUUUUUGUACAACAAUCGGAUAAAUAUUAAUAACGUGGACAAUUUUUUUGUGACGCCGUGGAUCAUCCGAUAUUACGUCGUCAUUUUUAUAAUCAUCUAGUGCUGAUUAUCGGUAUUGAAUAAAACUCUAACGUGGCAAGAAGCUUAUCCUAAUCAUGGAUGAACGAAAUUCAAACGGUAAAAAACUUUCUCAAAGUCAUCAAGAUGAUGAUCCUCCAAGUUCCCGAGGUGAUUCUCCAACGUCGUUCCCGUCAAUUUACAAAGCAGCACCAUUCUCUGAUGAUCCAGAAGCUAUUGCAGAAGCAGCAGCUUGUGAUUAUGACACGAAAAUUACGUUAAAAAUGGCUAAAAGUGGCAAAGCUCCAAGAAGAAUUAGAGUUUAUGCUGACGGAAUUUACGAUUUAUUUCAUCAAGGUCAUGCACGUCAACUGAUGCAAGCAAAAAAUUUAUUUCCUAAUGUUUAUCUCAUUGUUGGAAUUUGCAAUGAUGAACUAACACAUGCGAAAAAAGGUCGAACCGUUAUGACUGAUACAGAAAGAUAUGAAGCGGUUCAACACUGCCGCUACGUUGAUGAAGUAGUGCGAAAUGCACCAUGGGAACUAGAUGAAGAAUAUCUUACCAAGCAUAAAAUAGACUUUGUAGCCCAUGACGAUAUUCCCUAUUCAAGUGAAGAGGCUGAAGAUGUUUAUGCAGCUAUCAAAGCAAGAGGAAUGUUUGUGGCAACUCAAAGGACCGAAGGUGUUUCUACCUCAGAUAUUGUUGCAAGAAUAGUUAAAGAUUAUGAUAUUUAUGUGAGAAGAAAUCUAGCAAGAGGUUACAGUGCUAAAGAAUUGAAUGUUUCUUUUCUGAGUGAAAAAAAAUUCCGCCUCCAAAAUAAAUUUGAUGACUUAAAAGAUAAAGGAAAACGUGUUUUCGAAAAUAUAGAAGAAAAAAGAGUGGAUAUGAUAAGCAAAUGGGAAGAGAGAUCACGUGAUUUCAUAGAUGCAUUUCUUUUACUUUUUGGAAGAGAAGGUCGUUUGUCGACUAUUUGGAAUGAAAGUAAAGGACGUAUAAUGCAAGCUCUAUCUCCACCAGCAAGCCCGAAAAGAGCUUGUAGUCCUAAUGGAAGUAGUGGAAGUAAUAAUGAUGAGGAUCGAGUGAGUCCACCACCAAAAAAAAGCGGACGUUUCGAAUUCGACAAAAAUAAUCACUAUUUAAGUGAUGAUUACAGUGAUGAUGAUGAUGAAAUAAAUUUACAUUCCAAAUAAUUAAUAUGUAAUUUAUAAUUAUUCAUCAAUCGACAUUGUAGCUAUUAGUUGCACCUCGAGUUAAAAAAAUUAGGUUCAUUUACAUGUGCAUAAUGAUAUGCCUCUAGGAAGAAAUUAAAAAAGAAAAAAACAUUUGGCAUAUUAAUUUUAUUGAUUUACAAUUAUACAUAAAUAAAAUUGCAAUAUUUGUUAUUUAGCUAAUUAAUAUCAAAGUUCAGAUGAUUGCAGUCAAAUUAAUUAAAAACCUAGUCAAUUGUUAUGUGUAAUAACUAAUACUAUAGAGUUAAAAAUGCGAAAAUUUGAUAAUCAAUUUUUUUAAUUUAUUAACAUCAACUGACUAGAGAUUUUUUUUACUAUUCAUGUAAAUAGAUUUACUAUGUGAAUACAAAACAAAUUGAUAAAAAAAAAAAAUUGCUAGAUGACUCUAUUGGUUCUAAGAGAACAAUUGUAAUUAAUAGAUGAUUAUAUGGUUUAUUAGGAUAUUUUCAGAGAAAAUAUAUUUCCAGAGGAUACAAAUCAUGGUCGACGUUUUUUUUUUAUUAUAAUUUUUACUAAAAGAUUUACAUUAUAUCAUUAUAUAUAAACACCUUUUAUUUAUUGUUUUUAUCACACGCAAUUUUUGUAAUGUGAGUGAUGCUAUUUACACAUUUCUUUUAAGUUAAAUGCGAUUUAUUUAAAUAUAUAUAUAUUGAGUUAUUCACUAAUAACUGUUUGUUAAACAUAAAAAUAUUCUUAAUCAUUGUCAUUGAAAAAGGAAAUAUAAAUUAUUUUGAAUAACUGAUUUGUAUAGAACUUAGCACAUAUUUGUAAUAUUUAUUAAUCUGAAAUUCGAAAAAAAAUUAAAGGAAAAAAUGUAAAUUGUAAUGUAUUACUGUAAAAUGUACUGUACCGUACUGUAUAAAAGUAAUAUGUAAAUAUUUAUAUUUUAUUUGAAUAUUAAUUCAAAUAUUACAUUUGUCAUUCAUUAUCGCCUAAAUUGGGCAUGAAAGCAUGUGCACGAGAUUUGAUAAUGUGUAAUGAAUUUCCAAGUAAAUUCUGUUAACGAAAAUAUUAUUUUAUUAUAUGUAAUGAUGGCAAAAAAAUUCAAAAAAAUAAUGACUACUGCUGCAAUUUUUCACGACGAUAAA
Chelonus insularis is the source of this 2673-nucleotide messenger RNA. Its product is annotated as choline-phosphate cytidylyltransferase A-like. Gene Ontology annotation, molecular function: phosphatidylcholine binding; choline-phosphate cytidylyltransferase activity. The transcript is spliced from 10 exons. The coding region runs from base 455 to 1546 and encodes 363 amino acids. NCBI's taxonomy places the organism in Eukaryota, Metazoa, Arthropoda, Insecta, Hymenoptera, Braconidae. The record is from RefSeq and is a predicted model, not a curated record. Gene Ontology annotation, biological process: CDP-choline pathway.